AUGAAAUCUCUCCUCUUCUCAUUCCUCGUCUUCUCCACACUCUUCUUCCUCCCUGUCCGCUCCGACGAUCAUAUGCAGGAGGAAGACAGCGAAUGCGUCUACACAUUCUACGUCAAGACCGGAUCCGGGUUCAAAUCUGGGACCGACUCCAAGAUCAGUGUCUCGAUCGGCGACCCGACGGGCCGCUCCGCCUGGAUCCCGAACCUCCAGCAGUGGGGGCUGAUGGGCCCGGGCCACGACUACUACGAGCGGGGACACGUGGACAUCUUCAGCGGGCGGGCGCCGUGCAUCGGCGCUCCCAUCUGCCGCCUCAACCUCACCUCCGACGGGUCUGGGUCCCACCACGGGUGGUACUGCGACUACGUGGAGGUCACCUUCACCGGGGCCCACAAGCAGUGCCGCCAAACCAUCUUCUACGUGGAUCAGUGGCUGGCCACCGACGCUGCGCCUUACAGGCUCACGGCGCUGCUCGACGGCUGCGGGCGGUGGACGUCGGAGGGGGCCAAGGAGGUGGAGGCAGGGAAUAGGCUUGGGAAUGUGGGUGGGAGGUUGGUCGUUGGGAAUCCGCGACCGGCGCCGGUGGUAGAGUUAUCUGCUUCAGCCUGA
This is a messenger RNA of Linum tenue, 606 nucleotides long. NCBI's taxonomy places the organism in Eukaryota, Viridiplantae, Streptophyta, Magnoliopsida, Malpighiales, Linaceae. The record is from the annotation of a GenBank genome assembly.